This is a messenger RNA of Striga hermonthica, 1359 nucleotides long. NCBI's taxonomy places the organism in Eukaryota, Viridiplantae, Streptophyta, Magnoliopsida, Lamiales, Orobanchaceae. The record is from the annotation of a GenBank genome assembly.
AUGGAGUAUGCUUUUGACAUACCUUCUACAUGCUUCGGAGUCGUGACCAAUAGGUGCGACCUCAAGGUUGUGAAUCACGUAUUUGAGGGGCUAUAUGAUGAACAUCAAGAUCUUUUUUUGGAAUCUUGCUUCCGCCCAUUAGUGCACAUUCUGGAGUUGAAGUUGUCAUCUCAAAUUAUCCACCACCUUCUUAUGAGGACCUUGAAAUCAUCCGACAACGAAAAACAUGCCGUGUGGUUUAAGUUUGGAGAAAACCAAGCUAGACUCGGGUUACAAGAAUUUUCUCUUGUAACCGGAUUAAAGAUCGUGGAUGAUCCCGAGUACGAGAUCCCCGAAAGAAGUAGUUCUCUUUUGCAUCUAUUCAAAAAGAAGCGUGGGAAGAUAAUGAGGAAGGAUUUGCUUGAGAAAUUUGAUAAUCUGAAGAAGAAGGAACAUGCACACUUGAAAUACAAAUUGGGGCUUAUCACGGUCCUCGAGCACGUGAUUUUGUCUGCAGAGUGUCGGACUCUCGUAGAUGAAAAAUGGUUCCAUUUGGUUGAAGAUUUGGAGCAUUUCAAUAGUUAUCAUUGGGGAAACUUAUCGUAUGGGUACACCGUAAAGUUGUUCAAGAGGAACACUUUCGGUAAAAUAAAAAACCCAAAGUUGAUAAAGUAUUCUCUUCACGGAUUUCCCCUAGCUAUCAUGGUUUGGGCAUUUGAGGCACUGCCAGAGUCAGGAAGACAAUUUGGUGAACACUGUUCUACUGGCGGACUUCCAAGAAUAAUGUGUUGGAAAAUGGACAAACAUUUGCGAAGCGAGCAACUUACUACGUUUUUUAACACUUCGGAGGUUCAAGUUCGACGAACGUUACAACCUUCAAGUGAUGAAGUUGAAACUUCAUACUUGAAGGAUUUCAGCAUAACUUCAGAGGAACAAGAAAUUGUGCUUGACGAUGAGGAAGAAGAAAAAGGAGAAAAAAAUGAGGCUGAGAAUGAGGAUGAGGAUGGUGAGGAAGAGGAGGAAGAGGAAGAAGAAAAAAAUGAUACAUCUCAAUCCGAUCCACCACAAACCCAAGUUUUGGAUGCUGAAAAUAUUCGAACUAUAGUCAGGGAAGUUGUGACGGAAGUUGUGAAGGACGAGAUGAGAAUAUUUUCUGAGCGAAUGGAGAUGAAGAUGGACAUGAAGAUGAACAAUUUUUUUGACCGAAUAGAAAAAUUAGUAUUUCAAGCAAAAGCUGGUCCAUCUACCCGUGCUACCUAUGACGGGACAAAUGUUGAUGAAGAGGUUGAUUCGGAGAUUAAUAUGCGGGAUACGGAGACCGGUCGAACAAUAGAUGGUGUUGAAGACACGGUAAAAUCACCAUCUCCGAUGCCCCAAUAA